Molecule: messenger RNA, 1513 nt
Organism: Stegastes partitus (bicolor damselfish)
Lineage: Eukaryota; Metazoa; Chordata; Actinopteri; Pomacentridae
Gene: rdh14b
Product: retinol dehydrogenase 14b
Exons: 2
Coding region: 202-1173 (323 amino acids)
Source: RefSeq, a predicted model, not a curated record
AGUUAAGCUCAGUCCACUUGAUAAGUGUAGCUGCAUGUUGGUUUUAAAAAUAUAUCAGAAAUAUUUAAUACAUCAUACAUAUGGGGUAACACCAAUCGUUAAGCUGAGAAAUUGCGCAACCAUUACUUCCGGGUUAUGUUUAUAACUUGAACGCCACCCAUCAAUCUCGUGCCUGCUGACUUGUCCCCGGUCCCCACUUUAAUGUCCGCGGCGGUGCUAAUUGCCGCUGUUGUCGGCGGUGGGGUCCUGCUGCUUAUGCGCCGUUUAUUCCCUCGACAGAAAGCCGUUCAGUUGCUCCAAUAUCCAGUCGACACUAUGCGGGGGAAAACAGUCAUCGUGACCGGGGCUAACAGCGGCAUCGGGAAGGCCGUAGCCGGGGAACUACUGAAAGUCCAUGCCCGGGUCAUCAUGGCCUGUCGGGACCUGCCAAGCGCCGAAGAGGCAGCCCAGGAGAUCAAGAAACAAGCGGGGCCGGAGCAGGGGGAGGUGGUCAUCAAACACCUGGACCUGGCUUCUCUCACAUCAGUCCGAACAUUCUGUGAUGAAAUUAAGGACGAGGAAUCCAAGAUUGAUGUGCUUAUCAACAAUGCGGGCGUCUACCAGUGUCCCUACACAAAGACAGAAGAUGGCUUCGAGAUGCAGUUUGGCGUCAAUCACCUGGGUCACUUCCUCCUCACUCACCUGCUGCUGGACAUCCUGAAGACUUCAGCUCCCAGCCGCAUCAUUGUGGUUUCCUCUAAACUUUACAAAUAUGGUCAGAUCAACUUUGAUGAUCUGAAUAGUGAAAAUAACUAUGAUAAAGCAUUCUGCUACAGUCAGAGCAAGUUGGCCAACCUGCUGUUCACACUUGAGCUGGCUCGUCAGCUUGAGGGGACAGGGGUCACGGUCAAUGCUCUCACCCCGGGCAUCGUGAGAACCAGACUAGGCAGACAUGUACAAAUUCCUCUCCUGGCUAAGCCCCUGUUCCACCUCGCCUCACUGGCCUUUUUCAAGAGUCCACUGGAGGGGGCCCAGACUCCUCUUUAUCUGGCCUGCUCCCCAGAGGUGGAGGGAGUGUCGGGGAAGUGUUUUGCGAACUGUAAGGAGGAGGAGCUGAUGGCCAAAGCUACAGAUAACCAGGCAGCCAAGAAGCUGUGGGACAUAAGCAUGAGGAUGGUUGGACUUACUGACUGAGCAGAGUCCUGUUCUGUGGCCAUUACUGAUGGAAUUAAAAGUUCUUGGACCAGAUAGUUAACUUCUUGCAGCCCCAUAGACACCAUCAUCCAAGAGAUAGGUUGUAAAAUUUGCCACUUUGAGGAUUAAAACAUGAGCUAAAUGACAUGUUGUGCCAGUGAUAGUGACUGUGACUAGGCGCGCUACAUUGCAGUGAGCUGGUAUGAAUGAAGAUUUUAAUUCAAAAAUGUGCCUGUGAAAGUGAUGGUUCAAAAGAGAAAGCAUUGUUACAUGAAAUCAUCUACUUUCUUAAUAACUCUCUUAACCUGAAUAAAACGUGCUAAUUUGCUGCAUCCAACAA